This is a messenger RNA of Syngnathus typhle (broad-nosed pipefish), 3111 nucleotides long. It is a transcript of the gene parapinopsina, whose product is annotated as parapinopsin a. Gene Ontology annotation, molecular function: G protein-coupled receptor activity. The transcript has 5 exons. NCBI's taxonomy places the organism in Eukaryota, Metazoa, Chordata, Actinopteri, Syngnathiformes, Syngnathidae. Bases 1 to 1023 code for a protein of 340 amino acids. Gene Ontology annotation, biological process: G protein-coupled receptor signaling pathway; visual perception. Gene Ontology annotation, cellular component: photoreceptor outer segment; membrane. The record is from RefSeq and is a predicted model, not a curated record.
AUGGAGCACCUCAACCCCCAUGGAAACUUCUCUGUCUCUGGUAGCAUAGCCGAUGCAAAGAUCCUCUCCCGGAGCGGCUACACCACACUGGCCGUUAUCAUGGGCGUCUUCUCUAUUUUGGGGAUCGUUCUCAACAUUCUGGUGAUUGUGGUGACAGUGAGACACAAACAGCUGAGGCAGCCACUCAGCUACGCUCUGGUCAGCCUAGCUGUAUGUGACCUGGGCUGUGCUGUGUUUGGAGGUUUGCCCACUACAGUGACCACCGCCAUGGGAUAUUUCAGCUUUGGACGACUGGGAUGCAUUUUGGAAGGCUUUGCUGUGGCCUUUUUUGGUAUAGCAAGCCUGUGUACGAUCGGAGUCAUUUCUGUGGAGCGCUACAUAGUGGUGUGCUAUCCGAUGGGUGCCGCCCUCUUCCAGACCAGGCAUGCAAUCGCGGGCGUGGUGUUGUCUUGGGUAUGGUCCUUUGUGUGGAAUACUCCACCUUUGUUCGGUUGGGGCAGUUUUGAGCUGGAGGGCAUCAAAACCUCCUGCGCACCCAACUGGUACAGCCGGGACGCAGGCAAUAUUUCCUAUAUAGUCAUUUACUUUUUACUUUGCUUUGCUCUGCCCUUUUCCAUCAUUGCGGUGUCUUACCUGCGGCUGUUGUGGACCCUCCGGCAGGUGACCAAGCGGCAGGUGUCCGAAGCUGGCAGCACACACCGUAUGGAAGUGCAAGUGGCACGUAUGGUUGUCGCCAUGGUGCUUGCUUUCCUGGUGACUUGGCUGCCCUAUGCCAGCAUGGCCCUGGCUGUCGUCAUCAAUCCCACGCUCAAAAUCGAUCCUCUAAUUGCUACCAUACCAGUCUACUUUGCAAAAAGCAGCACUGUUUAUAACCCCAUCAUUUACGUUUUCAUGAACAGACAGUUUCGAACGUAUGCUGUUCCAACAAUCCUGUGUGGAUGGAACCCCUGUGCCUCGGAGGCACAAAUAUCCGAGGUCGAGGCAACAGUUACUUGUGCUCACAAAAACCAAAUGGAUCCCUGAAAGAAUUAUACGCUCACCAGACGUAUCAUUACGUACACCAGGGCAACAUAUUGAGCUCCAGUUUAGAGCUUUUCCAAAUCAUAACAAUGUACUGAUUGUGUUUCCUCUGUAACAAGGGUAAUAUUAUUUGCAGUGAUGUACAACUGCAUUGGUUUUGGCCAGUAAAAAUUGGCUGCAGAGUAAAAUCCUGUGGAUGUAAAAGUCUACACACCCCUGGUUAAAUGGCAGGUUUUUGUGACAUUAAAAAAAGGAUAUGAAGAUAAAUCCUAUCAAAAUCUACCAAACAAGUGGAAGAAUAUUUUAAGGUCCGUUAUCAGUCAUGCUUUGAAAUUAUUUAUUUAUUUUUACUACGACACGUAUUUGGCAUAUGGGACAGGGGUGUGUACACUGUAUAUCACAGUAUAUAACUAAAAACAGGAAAUUCUGGUCCACCAUCCGGCGUCUCAGGAGGGGGAAGCCGUGCACCGUCGACACUGUUUACAGUGGAGAUGGCGUGCUGCUGACCUCGACUGGACGUCGUGAGUCGAUGGGGAGAAUACUUUGUUAGACCUCCUCAAUUCCACCAACACGCCUUUCAUUGUGGAAGCAGGGCAAUCACAAGCAAUCACAUCACACCCAUCUUCCGUUCUCUGCACUGGCUCCCCAUCAAAUUCCGGAUUGAUUAUAAGAUCGCCCUCCUCACUCACCAUUGUAUCCUCGGACAUGCUCCCCCAUACCUCAAAGAACUCCUUGCCCCAAAACCUGCCACCCGAAGCCUCCGCUCAUCCAAUUCACACCUUCUCCACGAAAACCAAGCUGCGCACCAUGGGCGACCGGGCCUUCUGCCAUACAGCCCCUACACUGUGGAACUCCCUCCCCGACCACCUAAGAGCACCUCAAUCCACUGACUCUUUCAAAACUGGACCUAAAACUCACCUCUUUACCUUAGCAUUUCCGUAAUUUCUCUCAUAUCUUAAGAGGUUGUCGUCCAGUUGUUUUAAAAUUGUCCUUGUUUUGUUUUCUUGUUUUUUUAUCUGCCAUGUAGCACUUUGAGAUUCCCCCGAGUGUAAAGUGCGUUAUAAAUAUAAUUCAUUAUUAUUAUUAUUAUUAUAGGGCCUGGAGACUCUGAGGUGGACUCUCCAAUCUCUGGGGUCGAAGUCACUGAGGUAGUUCAAAAAACUCCUCGGGGGCAAGGCCCCAGGGCUGGAUAAGAUCCGCCCAGAGUUUUUAAAGGCUCUGGAUGUUGUUGGGCUGUCAUGGCUGAAACGCCUCUACAGCAUUGCGUGGACAUCGGGGACGGUGCCUCUGGAUUGGCAGAUGGGGUGGUGGUUCCCCUCUUUAAGAAGGGGGACCGGAGGGUGUGUUCCAACUACAGAGGAAUCAUACUCCUCAGCCUCCCUGGUAAGGUCUAUUCAGGGCUGCUAGAGAGGAGGGUCCGUCGGGCGGUCGAAUCUCAGCACCUCCAAAUCUGAGUCCAUGGUCCUCAGUCGGAAAAGGGUGGAAUGCCCUCUCCGGAUCGGGGAUGGGAUCCUGCCCCAAGUGAAGGAGUUCAAGUAUCUUGGGUUCUUGUUCACGAGCGAGGGCAGGAUGGAACGUGAGAUCGACAGGCGGAUCGGUGCAGCGUCGGCUGUAAUACGGACUCUAUACCGGUCCGUCGUGGUGAAGCGAGAGCUGAGCCAAAAGGCAAAGCUCUCAAUUUACCGGUUGAUCUACGCUCCUACCCUCACCUAUGGUUACAAGCUAUGGGUCGUGACUGAAAGAACAAGAUCCCGGAUACAAGCGGACGAAAAGAGUUUCCUCCGCAGGGUGUCCAGGCUCUCACUUAGCGAUAGGGUGAGAAGCUCGGUCAUCCGGGAGAGACUCUGAGUAGACCCACGUUGAGAGGAGCCAGAUGAGGUGGCUCGGGCAUCUCACCAGGAUGCCUCCCUGUUCCGGGCAUGUCCCACCGGCAGGAGGCCCUGUGGACGAUCCAGGACGCGCUGGAGAAACUGGAACGCCUUGAGCUGGACGAAGUGGCUGGGGAGAGAGAAGUCUGGGAGUCCCUCCUAAAGCUGCUGCCCCCGCAACCCGACCCCGGAUAAGCGAAAGAAGAUAGAUGGAUGGAACUAA